AUGAAUAAUCGAAUUCGAACUCAAAAAAAGGUUUAUACACCAACAACAAGUGCAUCGAAACCGGAAUGUUAUUUAUGUCAAGUAAUUGAAACUGGUGAAUGUAUGAUUGUUCAUCGUUCGAGUGUGAAGCGUGUUUAUGAUGAUACAGCUGAAAUAAUGGUGUAUAGUCGUCGAAUGGAAACAACAAUUGAAUAUCGAGAUGUUGAUGAAGCAAAUGAUUCAGAAGGUGAAAAAGAUGCAAAUGAUGAUGAACAAAUUGUUCAUCUCAAAAGUUUAUCAACGUUACAUUCUGUAAUAAAGAAGACAAUUGAUAAUCUUCAAACACAUAUUCAAGGUACAUUAUCACCUAUGAAUUAUCCUUUAGAUCUUAAUAAUUUUAAUUUAAUUAAUCUUUCUUCGUUUCGUGAAUCAGGUCAGGAUCAAAAACUCGAUGAUGUGAUAUACAAAGGCAUUAGUUUAACACGUAUUCGAAGAAAAAAUAUUGACGAUUAUGGUAGACAAGUACUUUGUGAAAUCUUCUCACAUGAAGAAUUAAUAUCUUCAAUUUUGCUUCCAGAUGCUAUGCGUAGUCAAUAUCGAAUUGCUGCUGAUCGAUACAAUAAAUUUUAUAACAGAUUAGUGAAAUUAAAAUCAGCAGAUUUUCUGGCUGAUGAACGUAAACAUGAUCGCAAAAGUACAUGA
Rotaria sordida is the source of this 681-nucleotide messenger RNA. Lineage: Eukaryota; Metazoa; Rotifera; Eurotatoria; Philodinida; Philodinidae. The record is from the annotation of a GenBank genome assembly.